Cryptomeria japonica (Japanese cedar) is the source of this 2794-nucleotide messenger RNA. RefSeq names its product geranylgeranyl transferase type-2 subunit alpha 1. The record is from RefSeq and is a predicted model, not a curated record. Gene Ontology annotation, cellular component: Rab-protein geranylgeranyltransferase complex; cytoplasm. Gene Ontology annotation, biological process: protein geranylgeranylation. The transcript is spliced from 8 exons. Gene Ontology annotation, molecular function: protein binding; Rab geranylgeranyltransferase activity. The coding region runs from base 318 to 2411 and encodes 697 amino acids. NCBI's taxonomy places the organism in Eukaryota, Viridiplantae, Streptophyta, Pinopsida, Cupressales, Cupressaceae.
AUAACAUUUACUGUGGAAAAAAAAUAAAAAAUUCCAAGCUGUGAAAUGUGCAGAUUCAAUCCAGAGAGAUUGGAAUACAUUCCAUAGAGUGGAAAAUUGUGCGACUGUGGGGAAAACGGCACGGGUAUGACAUUUUCACUGUUACAUCAGUUAAAUAGAAAACCUUAAUUGCGAAGGCAAUGAUAGACUUUUAUAGUUUUGUUCAAAGCCUCUUCAAAGUUCACAAGCAAUAGGUAGUGCCUUGAAUGCAGCGGCUUUUUUGCCAAAUGUACAGAAAAUAAAAAAUAAAGAGCAGUGAAAUUUGUUUAUAGCUCAAAAUGCAUGGGAGACCUCGAAAGUCGUCAGGCGAUGGAGAAAAAGACGUCGCAGAGGCAGCUCGUCUUCAGUCUCUGCAAACUCAGUUCUUCAAAAAUCAUCAUGACAAAAUAUAUAGUAAAGAAGCUCUUGAGAUUAGUGCCAGUCUCGCUGAAAUCAACCCUGAAAUUUACACCGUAUGGAAUUACCGCAAGAUGGCUGUAAAAUUUUUGUUGGAAUCUGAAGGCGAUGGUGAUGCAAUUAGGGAGAUCCUUAACGGAGAACUUCGCUUGGUAGAGAGAGCUUUGAAAAGGAACUUCAAGUCAUAUUGUCCAUGGUACCACCGCAAAUGGGUGAUUAACAUGGGUUAUUUGGAUUCCUCUUUAGACCGUGAAUUUCAGCUUUUAGAUCAGUUCCUUAAAGCAGAUGGCCGCAAUUUUCAUGGAUGGAAUUACCGCAGAUUUGUUGCAGCAUUAAAAAAAGUUCCUGAUGAGGAGGAGUUGAAUUUUACAACAAAGAAGAUAAAUGAAAAUUUCAGCAACUAUUCUGCUUGGCAUAACCGCAGUGUGCUCUUAUCAAACUUGCUUAAGAACAAAUUUGAAGAAAUCAAUUCCAAACAGGUGUUAACAGAGGAAUAUGAACUUGUUCAACAAGCUCUGUUUACUGAUUCAGAUGAUCAGAGUGGAUGGUUUUAUCAUUUAUGGCUUCUUGGCCAAACAGUUUCACAAAAUGGUCCAAGAUUAGUGGCAACUUGGCCUUCUAAUGGUUCAGAUCUGGCUAUACAAUUGCAAGAGCAGUCACAUAUACAUGUAACUUUUGAUAAUCCCUUUGGUACAGAUCAGUUUAUUUUUUCAGAAGGCAUUCCAUUAGUUCUUCAUUUCAGCGAGCCAGUAAAAGGUGUAAACUCUUCUACUAUUACAGUAAAUUCAUUGCUAGCUGAAAGUGAAGUCCUCUGGAAACCACUUUCUGCCUAUGGGUUAGAAGCUAAAACAUGGGUUGCAAUUUUGAGACUCCCACCAGAUUUCAAUACAAAUACAACUUAUACUGUUGAGGUUAAUGUAGAUUCUCUUGGAAUAAUCUCCUCAAAUGGGUGCAAUCUUGCAAGUCCUAUGGUACUGAAUUUUAGUUUGGAUGUUCAACUGGCGACAGCAAAUGACAUGUUACAGGAAUUGGAGACUGUCGAACUUGCUUGGGAAGGUGAAAUCUUUUCUCCUGUGGACAUUGGUCAGGAUAAAUUCCCCACAUUGUCCCAAUUUUGCCAGGAUAUUCAUAGCCCCGAAAGAUCAUGGCAUAAUGAAACAUUGGAGAGCGAAAUUAAGGUGUUCAGGGAGCUACUUGAAAUUGAGAUGGAUUCUAAGUGGGCAAAGCUUACACUUGCGAGGUUGUUGAUGGCUCAGGACACACUAUCAAGUGGUUCAAUAUUAGGAAAUACAAGAAUGAAUACAGAUGAAGUUUUGCAGUUGUUUAAUGAGUUAAUUGAUAUUGAUUCCUCACAUGCGAACUACUACAAGGACCAGUCCAGCUUGAUUCUCUUCGAUCAGGUAACUGGAAGCAAAGAAAAGCUACAGGAUUACAUCUGGGAGUCAGUCAGCAUAGAUUUCAUUUCACAUGGACAACAAAAUAUAUGGUUACGAUUAAAUGGAUUAUCGCUGUCCAGAAUUGGCUGCAUGGAGCGAUUACUGUGGCUGCAGAAUCUGGAUAUCAGUCAUAACAGGCUUCGAUCAAUAGAUGGACUGGAAGCUCUGCAGCUGCUAUCUUGCCUGAAUCUUAGUCACAAUCUCCUGCCCAAUUUUACUGCGCUUGCUCCUUUGAGACUAAUAAUGACAUUAACGGCAUUGAAUAUUGCAUACAAUGAAAUUGGAUCACAUUCUAUUGACACUACAAGGUAUUCCUUUCCGUCUGUUCUAAACAAUUCAUCUGCAAGCACCAAAGAGUUCAGUGGAGACAUGGAGCAAGACAAUCUUGAAUGUUCUUGGGAAAUCACAUUAAUGUUCAAGGGCUUGCAUCUUAGACAACUAGAUACUGCAGGAAAUCCUGCUAUUGAUGAAAACUGUAAAAUCUCGUUGAAAAAAAUUCUUCCAACACUUAAAUGGCUUGACGGGACACGUGUGGCUUAAAAGUGUUAUCUACCAGUGUAGCAUAUUUCUAGCCCCUGGAUAAAGCUCAGUCACAUGAUGGAUCUCAUCGAAUCUACUGUAAUUCACAACUUUCCAAAAAGUUCACAUUGUGGAUGGUUCUGAAGAAACAUCAUGCUUGCACAACAUUGAUUCUUCCAUGGAAGAUAAGCACAGGAAUUGUGCUAUACAUGCUAAAGCUAGUUAGAAAUGGCAGCCAUGGGCUUUUACUAAUGAUGGGCAAACCUCAUAAUUCUAAUGGUGGUGAAUGGUGUAGGACUUGCAUUGUACUUCUAUAUGAAUAUGAUUAUCAUUAAUAGUGGACCCUAACCAUAUUUAUUUAAAGACAGUCUAGUGCAAGUUCAUGGACAAUCUUCUUUUGGCAA